AUGAUUGUGCCAGUUAGAUGUUUCUCUUGUGGUAAGGUUGUUGGGGACAAGUGGGAGGCAUAUUUGAACAUGCUACAAGAGGAAGAACUUGAUGAAGGUACUGCCUUGUCAAGAUUAGGCUUGAAGAGAUAUUGCUGCAGGAGAAUGAUCUUGACACAUGUGGACUUGAUUGAGAAGUUUUUGAGAUACAAUCCACUAGAGAAGAGGGACUGA
Molecule: messenger RNA, 213 nt
Organism: Eremothecium cymbalariae DBVPG#7215
Lineage: Eukaryota; Fungi; Ascomycota; Saccharomycetes; Saccharomycetales; Saccharomycetaceae
Gene: RPB10
Product: DNA-directed RNA polymerase core subunit RPB10
Exons: 1
Coding region: 1-213 (70 amino acids)
Biological process (GO): transcription by RNA polymerase I; tRNA transcription by RNA polymerase III; transcription by RNA polymerase II
Cellular component (GO): RNA polymerase II, core complex; RNA polymerase I complex; RNA polymerase III complex
Molecular function (GO): DNA-directed RNA polymerase activity; zinc ion binding; DNA binding
Source: RefSeq, a predicted model, not a curated record